UGAGAGAGAGAAAGGAAAAACAAAUCAUUGUAGAUUUUUAUUUUGCCUUUUUUUUCUUCCGAAAAAGUGCAUUUUUUAAAAAAUAAAAACGAUCGGUUUGAAUUUUGAACCGAGCGGCGCCAUAUUGGAGCCGUUGUAGAUUUUUUUUUAAUUUUACAAAAAAAUCUCUUCCCGUUAAUUUUAAAACAACCCCCCGGGCCCUCGUUGGCCGCGAGUUUUUUUUUCCCCUGUCCCACGGAAACGUCGACGAAUCGAGGAAGGAUUGCAAACGCCUCGCCAUUUCUACCCAGGAGGCCGGCAGCGGGUUCGCCCCUCGUUCUUCGUUCCCCAACCCUCCCUCCUCCUCCUCCUCCUUCUUCUAAAACGUCGGUGUAAAAUGUUUUUUUAAGCUCGGAGUGUGUUGGAGGCGGUUAACGGGCGGAACCGCGGCUGAAUUCAGCGGGAGCUUAAAAUGGCGGCUCCGAGGCCGGAGCACGAAGAUGUCGGGGAGGAGCGUGGGAUCAGCUACACUGCGGCAGCAACCAUCCCCUCGCUCCCUUUUGUGCUUCACAUGGACGCUUUUACAAAGCAUGGACUGCCUUUCCACUUCUACCACGUCAAAAGUUCGAUUUGUGCCGCAUUUCUCGACAGACAGCACCUUCACAUCUUCGGAGUGAUCGGGACUGCAACGAACUGCCUCUUUUGUUUCUCUGGACUUUUCAUUAAAACUGUGAACAUUUCGUACACUCGGUUGGGUUGCCUGGCAAGUGAUGGGAUUUCUUUUUACUGAAGGACUCUUAAUCCGUGCUAUUGAAAUGAAGUCAGCCGAUGCAAAAUGCUCUUUGUUUUGGACUCUUGCGCUGUUAAGAUUUGUGGACAAUGGAAUGCACCCACUUGGAAGAGGUGGAGGCGUUGUAGCUGUUUCUGCCGGAGAAGCUGCCACCAGCUGAGGAGAAUUUCACACCAAAGUAUCUGGCUAGUGGCUAUUAGAAGGAAUCCAGGCUUUAGUUCGAGAUGUGCUGUGGAAACAGUGCCGAAACAACUCCCAGACAAGUGGCAGCAUGACCUUUUUGACAGUGGUUUUGGCGCUAGCGGCGGUGUUGAAACUGGCGGAAAACUCUUGGUGUCCAACUUAGACUUUGGUGUGUCUGAUGCAGAUAUUCAGGAACUUUUUGCUGAAUUUGGGACAUUGAAGAAAGCAGCUGUGCAUUAUGAUAGAUCGGGUCGCAGCCUAGGGACGGCAGAUGUACACUUUGAGCGAAAAGCAGAUGCUCUGAAAGCUAUGAAGCAGUAUAAUGGAGUACCUUUAGAUGGACGACCAAUGAACAUUCAACUGGUUACCUCACAAAUUGAUGCCCAAAGGAGACCACUUGUCAGUGGAAACAGAGGAUUAAACCGAUCUCGUGGUAGUGCUUUUGGAGGUGGAAGCAGGCGAUCCAGAGGCAGCAACAGAGGUGGGAGAGGUCGUGGGGGAAGGAAUCCAAGGCAGCAGCUAUCAGCAGAAGAACUGGAUGCCCAAUUGGAUGCUUAUAAUGCCAGGAUGGACACAAGUUAAGUGACCUUGAAAUUGACUCGCCAGUGGCUGAUUUUUUUUUUUUCCUUGUGGGAGGGACAUGAACAAUGUAGUCUAGUAACUCCGUGAAAUAGGUUUUUAAAUAUAUGUAACUUUUUAAGUCACAGUCCUGUUUUGUACUGAAUGUUUUCAUUUUGGGAUACGUUUUAUUGGUUGCAUGUCUUCAUGGGAGGAUGGACUUGCCCAGCCAGACCAUGAAAUAAAUGCGCAUUGUUAACUGAA
Messenger RNA from Chiloscyllium plagiosum (whitespotted bambooshark), 1774 nucleotides. It is a transcript of the gene alyref, whose product is annotated as Aly/REF export factor. The record is from RefSeq and is a predicted model, not a curated record. Lineage: Eukaryota; Metazoa; Chordata; Chondrichthyes; Orectolobiformes; Hemiscylliidae. Gene Ontology annotation, biological process: mRNA export from nucleus. Gene Ontology annotation, molecular function: mRNA binding. Gene Ontology annotation, cellular component: nucleus.